Messenger RNA from Sander lucioperca (pikeperch), 4519 nucleotides. RefSeq names its product caveolae associated protein 2a (gene cavin2a). Gene Ontology annotation, molecular function: protein kinase C binding. The transcript has 2 exons. NCBI's taxonomy places the organism in Eukaryota, Metazoa, Chordata, Actinopteri, Perciformes, Percidae. The coding region runs from base 198 to 1607 and encodes 469 amino acids. Gene Ontology annotation, cellular component: caveola; cytoplasm. The record is from RefSeq and is a predicted model, not a curated record.
GGGGGGAGAGAGAAAGAUAGAAAGGGGCGUGGAUGCCGAAUUAACUCCGAGAAGUAAAACACCCUCUCUUCAGUUCUCAGCUGGAGCAAGUGACAGCAGCAACACGAGAGAGUAAAACUAGGUAGGCUACUACGUACGCCAUUACGUUUUAGGUGAAUUACCCCCAUUAAAGCGGGACAUUUGACCACCUGUGAACCAUGGAAGAAGACGCGUCCCACGCCGAGCACAACAGCGUCUCCGGCAGCACCCACACCAUCCCGCAGCAGCAGCCCGAAAACACGGAGCUCCUUAUCCCGAGCUUCAGCCCGUCGUCCGCCCCGUCCUCUCCGACCCCGACCGGCACCCUCUCCCGGCUGGGCUUGAAAAAUCCGAGCAGCCCGACCGCGGUCGCGCCGGGCACCCCGGUCGACCGCGGCCAGGUGAGCGCCAUCACCGUGGUGGCGCUGCUGGACAAGCUGGUCAACAUGCUGGAGUCGGUGCAGGAGAACCAGCAGCGGAUGGAGCAGCGGCAGGCCGACCUGGAGGGCGCUGUGCGGGUCGUUCAGGGGGACGUGACCCGCCUGUCCAAAACCCACGUCAGCACCUCCAACAGCGUCAGCAAGCUGCUCGAGCGCUCCCGCAAAGUCAGUGGGCACCUGAAGGAUGUGAGGGAGCGCAUGGAUAAACAGGCGGUCCAGGUGAAGAAGCUGGAGGCAAACCACAGCCACCUGCUGAAGAGGAACCACUUUAAAGUGCUUAUAUUCCAGGAAGACAAUGAGAUCCCCUCUAGUGUGUUAGUCAAGGACUCCCUCAAGACCCCACAACCAAGCCAGUACGAUGCAGAAUCCAUCCAUCCUGCUCCGUCUGUUGCUUGCUCUGUUGAUGGCAGCCAUGCCCCUGAGGGUCUUCAGACCAUUAGCCUGUCCUCCGAUGACGACGAUGUACUUCCAGCACACCUUGAGGUGGACGAGAUGUUUCAAUGCGAGGCCGCAACGGGCACUUCCCACACAUUUGAGAGAAGGGCUGACAAGUUCAAGCGCAACAGCCUGAAGAAGGUUGAUAGCCUCAAGAAGGCCUUCUCGCGUCAGAGCAUCGAGAAGAAGAUGACCAAGAUCACCACCAAGAUUGUGCCGCCGGAGAAGCGUGAGAAACUCAGGAAGAGCCUCACCCCUAACCACCCCAAGAGCCCGACUGCCAAGUCCUCCUCUUUCAAGGUGUCUCCCAUGACUUUCAAUGUCAAGAAAGUCCGAGAUGGGGAAACCCCCACGCAAGACAUGGGGUCACCUGGGGAAGAAGCCCAUGUGGAGAUUCCUGCUCUGGAAAGCUUAGAUGGUGAGAUUCCCUUGGCAGAGGUGCAUACCCAAGAAGGCGUUGUGGAGCAGAUUCGGGAGAUGCUGAGUCCCUCCACCCCAGAGAGCAUGAAGGCAGAGCUGGCUAUCAAUGGAGAGGCCUCAAGCAUCGAGGGCGAGAUAAAUGGCGAUCGUAUUGCUGGCCUGGCAGUUCCAGAGCUUGAUGAAGAUGUUGACGAGGAGGAAGAAGAGGAGGAAGAGAAACCCAAAAGUCCUGUUGAGCCAGCAGCAGAUGCCCAGAUUCCCACAGCAAAAAUUGCUGUAGAGCAAGUGUCUUAAUAUGAUUUUAAUAUUUAGAAAGCAUCAAUUAUAGUUUCUUUUCUUGCUCAAUUUUUCUGCACCCAUAAGGCACACAUUUUCCCUCCAAUGUAAAAUGUCUUGUCUAGUCUUCCAUAUAGACUAGAAACAUACUCACGGCUUCCUAAGGUAGUCCAUCCUUGGACUAUUCCUGCAAAACUACCUUUGAUUAUUGCCAUCUUGGUCUAAAAACCUUGAAACAGACUGUAUAAGCAACUAGGUUGACAACUAGACCCCACAGUGGAUCAGAAUCUGGUGCAAGUGCUUCCUGAACCCUGGAGCAGGGUUGUCCAAAGAAAGUACCAUUGCACCAACGCACCAUAACUCACUCCCAUCAGCUGGUGCCCACCUCUUUUAACAGCAGCACAUCUCCAGGGCGCUGGGCCAACUAUCUCCCUCCUGCUGUGUUUGUCUGCCACUGGAGCUCUCUUCCUCACUGACAAAUAGCCUCUUCAUUCUUUGUGUUGUUUUUUUGUGUGUGAAAAAGAAAAAUAGUAAAUCUUUGGCAACAGUGGUACUGCCAACAGCCUGCUGAGGCAGGGUGUUGGCAGGUUGUUCAAGAGUUGGAAUGGGAAGUUUCAGGGUUUUCAGUGAAAAGGUCCUGGGGUAUUUUGUGGUGAACUAGCGGCGUUUACUAAAUUCUUUGGGCCUGUGCUUAAAAAGGCCAGAUUUUAAAUAACGGGUGACUAAACUUAAGAAGUCCAAGUGGCGCUUACUUGUUUCCUGUCCUUCACCUGCGCUCGUCAAAUUGUUUGUUUCUUCCAUAGUGAGAUCCAAUUUGUCAUUUCCGACUCCGACCUACCUAGAAUACCACAUGAGUUGCGUGUGGUACUUUUAAAAUAUUUUAGUAAUUAAUGAUUGCCAGUUAAGUAACCUCCAGGUGUUGAAAAUUAGAAUAGAACACCAAUCAAUAGUCUAAAAAAGGUAAAAGAUACAUUUUAUUGCAAAUACCAGGUAAAUUACACUGAUGCAAAUGAAGGACAUUGAUGCAGAAUAGAAGCUACUCUAAAUGGCUAGAACAAUGCAUUAGUGACACAAAGAACCCUGCAGGUAUUAAUAGUGACAUACUAAAUGUCCCUUUUACAGCCCCUUUGUCGUUUCUGCAGGGCAACUUUGUUUAUAUUCAGGAAUUCUAAUUCUUAUUUUUUCUUUCUAUGUGAGGCACACUACUCUAGGUAUUUACAGCUUAAACACCAUGAAAUAGUACCUCUAUGAUAACUGUCCUUGAGUGUGUGUGUGUGUGUACUUCAUACAGUAAAUGUUGUAUCUGUGAAUUUGUUUUGAGUUACUCUAUGCUACUUGGGUGUUUGUAAGUUGUCUUUUUUUUGAGGCAUUCAUAAAUUGCAUGGUGAAAUCUUUCAUAUGUCGAAGACAAAAACACUAUCUUGUACUUUUGCCAGGGCACCGUCACUAAGUCUCCUCACACACACACACACACACACACACACACACACAAACGCACACUACAGUGCCUUUUACCUUCCACAAGCUGUUAUGAGAAAUUGCAGUCCUGAAGGGAUGCAGUCCUAUGUUUUUGUAGAUAAGGGUGAUAGUAAAAUGCGCCUGAAGUUUUUUUUUCUUCUGAGGAAUUCCUUGCAGCUAUCACUUUAUGGUGCAUAGUCAUGGGUUGAUACCAACUACAUAAAAGCUGAGAAAAUUCAAAGUUAAAGGAGGCGCAAAUUCAUUCACUAUCAUUCACAAUCAACUUCAUGUAUGGAAGUCAUUUAUGCCUAAAAAGUUUCAAAAUGUGACCUUCAUCUUGUUGCACAUCACUAGUGCUAUGCCAGCUGUAGUUACAGAUGUCUAAUUCCAUGACUCCCUAAAAAAUAAUUUAGCAAGUGAUACCAGGUGCCAAGGAUCCAGAUACUAGAGAGGUCACAGGAGUUGAUAAAGUCGUAGGACAGCGUUCCUAGCUUUGACGGAUGACUCCUGUUCAGCCCAUUUUUCAUGCCCUUGGCCUCCUUGUUGAGACAGCACGAAGAGAGGAAGACGCUCUCUGGAGCCACAGGUGUUCUGCCCCUGUGAAGGCUCCUGGGCAUGAGCUUGGAAAUGGAAAAGGGACAAAUGUGUUUGUCUUGGGAAGUGUGGGAAAGAGUCUGAAAUACAUAAGACCUUGGGAACUGAAGUACAUUGUAGGGGGUAUGCAUACCAAUCUAUGGCGCUGCAGGUUUCCAUUACCUAGACCCCACUACAUCCAUUAUAUUUCUUCUAUAUAAGCAAUGGAUUCCUAACUUCUGAAAGUCAAAAUAUGGUGCCCCACAUAUUUUGAUAUUUAAAUAUGCAAAAAUCAUGCAUUACAAAAAGGGGAUCUGUAAGAAGAAAAUGAAUAGAUAUACAUUAUUUUAAAGAUCUUAUUACCUGUGUUUAUUAAAUGUGCUUACUCAUACAGAUGAUUUUUUUUUUCUUCUCUCUUCUUUGCAUGAAUCAUCUUACUGAAAAGGGAUUAAACACUAGGCUUAUGUGUACAUUCUUUGUACUGUAGAAGUUAAAAUAUGACUGGCUUUGAGGUAUUUUCUGCUUAGUCAUGCACGUGUGUUACUUUGGUGAUAGCUCUGUCUGCUAAUGUUGGAAAUGUAAUUUCUAGAUCUAAAAUCAGACGUUUUUUAUCUGAGUGAUAUGUGAAAGCUGUUUUUGUUAGAAAGUUCAAACACCACCUACAGCAUUUCUCAGGUAGUGAUAUCAUGUUUAACAUCUUUGUUCAUACAGAGUUCUUACCUUUUAUAGCCUGCUCGUUUAGUUAACCACUUAAACCAAAGACGUUUCCUUCACAGCAGAAGAAUCCCUGCCACUUGAGUGUUUAAAUGAACUCCUCCUGUUUCAAGCAUCUUGUAAACAUGCAGGCAUUUUCUUUCAGAAAAUUAGUAUUGUAUACAUCAAUAAAGAUUUUAUAACAU